This is a messenger RNA of Loa loa (African eye worm), 1330 nucleotides long. RefSeq lists its product as hypothetical. The transcript has 5 exons. NCBI's taxonomy places the organism in Eukaryota, Metazoa, Nematoda, Chromadorea, Rhabditida, Onchocercidae. The coding region runs from base 1 to 975 and encodes 324 amino acids. The record is from RefSeq and is a predicted model, not a curated record. Gene Ontology annotation, molecular function: 7SK snRNA binding; cyclin-dependent protein serine/threonine kinase inhibitor activity. Gene Ontology annotation, cellular component: cytoplasm; nucleoplasm; nucleus. Gene Ontology annotation, biological process: negative regulation of transcription by RNA polymerase II; negative regulation of cyclin-dependent protein serine/threonine kinase activity.
AUGACUGCAACUGUCGUAGACCAACCCGAUAAGCAAGAACAUCAACAGCAAGAUCAAGAGCAUACUUCGAAGCAGCAUUUACCACAACAAUUGCAACCAGAACAUGAUAAUGUUGUUGCAUCGAUGGAAGGUACCGAUGACGAAGUUGCUGUUGCAGUUUCGCGUGACAUUCCCAUCGAUGCAAGCCAUCAAGCCACUGCAGAACAAGGUCCAACGGAACAGCAACAUCAUUCCGAAAGAAUUCCGGAUCCCGGGAUUCUUUCGGCGAGUGCUUCAGCUCCACAUGCAAAGACAAAAAAACCGCGAAGAAGGAGGGGUGGAAAAGGACGCUGGAAACCAUAUCGCACAUUAUCGCUGAAGGAAAAAAUUGUCCAAGAAGAGAAAGAAGAACGAAAUGCAGUGGAGAAGCGGGAAAGAUUGUUUUCACGCGGUAAGCCUAUGGCACCGUACAAUACGACGCAGUUCCUGCUGGAAGAUCAUGAGAAGCGUACGAUGCCUCCAGAUGUCGGCGAUUCGUUACCUGGGAUGACCGCACAUCAACGGCAAUCCACAGCAGGAUUUUCACCAACUCACGAAAGAUGUGGUACUAUUGGUCAGUCAGGAUCUGAAAUGGGUGGUAAUACAACAGAUAGUGCAAGUUAUUCAGGUGGAGAAGAUGAUGAGAUGGAGCGACAAUUUGAUGCUGAUUAUGAUUAUGUCAAUAUGGAGCGUAUCAGUAACAUGACAAAAGAUGAGGUUGCACGGGAAUAUAUGCAUUUGGAAAAGAUUAAUGGUAAACUGGCGGAUCGCGUGAGUUUGCUGCAGUUAGAAAAUGAUAAGUUAAAACAGCUGCUGAAAGACCAUAACAUUUCUUACGAAGAUGUAUUACCUAAAAUACGACGGCAUAGUGGUACAUCAGUUUCGGAAGCAGGUGAUGCUGUGCGCAAAAGCCAGGACGAAACCAUGGUUGAUAACAAGCAAGAAGUGGUAUGCUAAGCCGGUUUUACUUAUCUACAAACUAAUUUCGGUUGUAAUUUAUAAUCGUGGUCAGUGUUGUAUUUUUAUUUUUCCAUAAUUUGAUGGAUGGCUCUUCGCAUUUGACGACUCAUUUUCUUUUAUGGGUAAAGAGAAGGUUUUCAGAAAUUGUCGAAUUUCAUUUUUUUUUUUCUUUCACUUCUUUACAGCUCCAUUGGCUAUAAUCUCUGGUGAUGAUUUUUGCUGGGUUGUUUUAUACGCUGUAUAUUUGUGUGUUUAUAUUCCCUAAUAUGUAUAUUACUAAUUUCUACGGGAUAAUGCUCCAUUAAGCUAGUUCAUUCAAUACUCUUUUUAUUAAUUGUUCGGGAAUGUGCAG